Molecule: messenger RNA, 2676 nt
Organism: Leopardus geoffroyi (Geoffroy's cat)
Lineage: Eukaryota; Metazoa; Chordata; Mammalia; Carnivora; Felidae
Gene: GJC3
Product: gap junction protein gamma 3
Exons: 3
Coding region: 1575-2363 (262 amino acids)
Biological process (GO): cell communication
Cellular component (GO): connexin complex
Source: RefSeq, a predicted model, not a curated record
UUUCAGGUAGCAAAUGCCUCUGCAGUCUAUCAUGACCCACCCUAGGCUCACUGUGGGGGCGGGGAGGGGACUUGGGUGUUGUCAGACCACCUCUGGAAAAGCUCUGCACCUGGCCAAAGCCUGGGCCCCUGGCAGAGCCCAUCUAGGGUAUGACUCUCUCUCUCUCACACCCAGCAUCCCAGAGUUCUGUCUGGAGGACAUUCACAUCCCUGACUCCCUCCCUAUCUCUCUGUCCCCAGAGGAAUCUGCCAAAGACACAAGGGAGUACUAAGGGACUGAGGAACUGCCAAGAAGGAGACAGCGUGUGGCAGUGAGGCCCUCCUGGGGUGGGGCAUCUUUAAAGUGCGCUUGAACUUGGUUCUGCCUGCAGGAGGAUCUGUUGCUGGUUCUCUGUUGGGCAGGUGGGAGGUGCUCAGGGAAGGACACACAUUUGGUCCUCUGGGCCCUUUAUCCUCCCUGGUGAGCCUGGGGGUGCCCAUGGCCCAGCUCCACUCUCAGUCAUGUCCCUUGUCAGGUCCCUGUGGCCCUCCACUCAGCCGUCUCAUGCCUGACUGGUCAGGAACAAUCUUUUUACCUCUUCUUGGCCAGCUGUCUUGGCUUUCACACCUCCUCUGAAACCUGAACCCCUCCAGGAAGUUUCUCUGGGUGUCUGAGUGGCUCUGUGUCCCUCUCCCCUUCCCCACAGCUGGCCAGGACUGGGGUCUUCCAAGGUUCCCUUUCCUGGCCGACCCCCAGCCUAUGUCUCCUGUCCUGGGUGGGGCGGGGUCUCACAUUUCAGUCUGCCUUAGCCCUGGCCUGUUCUGUGGACUUUGGGUUUCCUUAUUGAUCUGAAAUUUUUCUUUUGUCAUGUGUUCUUUCAAUUUGUUCAAAGAGCCCAAAGUUGCUUUGACAUAUCACUGGCUGAGUUAUUUCCUUCUGAGUUAUUUGGGUUUUCUUCCAUGACUAAAUAUCAAAGACAGUAUUUUUGCAUAUGGCUCACCCAAUUCGGUGUAAGAGAAAGUACUAUUGGGCAAGAGAUCUGAAGGAGCUGGCUUAUCCAGGCCAGUUUCUCCCUAGGGAGCUCAGGAUAAGGACAGAAUCUGAACUUAGGCACCUUCCUUGAGUCUCACGAGUGUGCUGGUUGGCAAUGUCUCUCCCUGUCCCCAUUCUCGUCCUGAACCCAGAGCUUUUGAGAAUACGUAUAGUGGCUAAAGUAGGAUUCUGAGGAACACCAUUGCAUACUUCUAAGCCCUCUUUCUAUUCUGCGGGGUCUUCUGCCUGCUGUGUCCUCUCUUCUCGAGGUUCCUUGGUCCUUCUCAUGCUCAUUGCUGGCGAGUAGAACAUAAGAAGCAGUGAAUGCUUAGUCCAGGUAGUAGGCGCUCACUCUGAACAGGUCAGAGUACUCCGCCUCCAGGUAGACCUCAGCCACUUCACUGGGAUGUUCUCUGAUUCCCAUUUUUGACUGCUGUCCAGGGUUACAGGGUCCAAGGGUGCUCAGGCUGGGAUUUCUUUGUUGAAUUUGAUGUCUUUUUUUCUUUGUUUUUACUCUAGAGCUUUCAAACCAACAUUCCCUGGAAGGUGUGAGGCCCUGAAGGAUGUGUGGCCGGUUCCUGAGGCAGCUGGUGGCUGAGGAGAGCCGGCACUCCACCUCCGUGGGACGCCUCCUGCUCCCUGUGCUCCUGGGGUUCCGCCUCGUGCUGCUGGCUGCCAGCGGGGCCGGGGUCUACAGCGACGAGCAGAGUGAAUUCGUGUGUCACACCCAGCAGCCAGGCUGCAAGGCCGCCUGCUACGAUGCCUUCCACCCCUUCUCCCCACUGCACUUCUGGGUCUUCCAGGUCAUCUUGGUGGCUGUGCCCAGCGCCCUCUACAUGGGUCUCACUUUGUAUCAUGUCAUCUGGCUUUGGGAAGAGUCAGGAAAGGGGAAGGAGGAGGAGACUCUGAUCCGCCGAGGGGAGAAGAGCAGAGAUGCCUCCGGUCCUGGAAGCCCCAGGCUGCUCUGGGCCUAUGUGGCACAGCUGGGCGUGCGGCUGGUCCUUGAGGGGACAGCCUUGGGGGUACAGUACCAUGUGUAUGGGUUCAACGUGCCCAGCUCCUUUGCAUGUCGCCGAGAGCCUUGCCUUGGUAGUAUAACCUGUUACCUGUCCCGCCCAUUUGAGAAGACCAUCUUCCUAAAGACCAUGUUUGGGGUCAGUGGGCUCUGUCUCUUGUUCACGCUUUUGGAACUUGUGCUCCUGGGCCUGGGGCGAUGGUGGAGGGCCCGGAAGCACAGAUCUCCCCCUUCUAACUACUCCCCAACUUCAGAGAGCACCAGAAGACACAAGGAACCGACUGAAAACUUCCCAGCGGUGGAGACCAAAGAGCCGUUCCGAGAAGCAGAGUUAUGAAGCCACCUGGUUCGCCUCUGAAGGGAACUCUGCAAUUGGAUCUUCUUCCGAACAUCCAGUGAGUGGGGAUUUACUUCUGUGACAAAUGAGAGGCUGUUGAAGCAUCUCUAAGGGCCAUGGUGGGCCACGCUGCCUAAGUCUUGCUGGGAGAUUUCCCCCUUGUGCCUUCCUGCCAGAAUCCUCUGGCGUCAGCUUUACAAUGAUCACGGGCUUGGUUCCAGACUCAGACAGCAGAAGCCUCCGUAAAGCUGUGCUUCUCCCCUGUCCUGCACAAUAAAUUCUGACCACUGCUGUUGGCAUUCCUGUGGCUGAA